This is a messenger RNA of Cyclocybe aegerita, 405 nucleotides long. Lineage: Eukaryota; Fungi; Basidiomycota; Agaricomycetes; Agaricales; Hemipholiotaceae. The record is from the annotation of a GenBank genome assembly.
AUGCGCAACUUUUCCCGCCUUCUCGGAGGCCUUGCACUUUCGACGGUUCCCAGCUUCGCCGCCAUUGCCAGUAGGGAGUUGAAGUGGAAUAAUUGCGGUAGCGCUGUCACGUUCCAUUCCUUCACUAUCUCGCGCGACCCAAUUCCGGGCGGGGCGUCCGUCACUGUGAACUUCAUUGCAACUCUCGAGCGCACUUUGCAGCUUGGACAGUCCGCGGAGGCUUCCAUCGUGGACCGAUGGGGUCAAGAAGUCGCAAAGCUCUCUGUUGACCCCUGCAAAUUAAGUGAGAACAACCUCGAUACCCCGCUCUCCUGCCCGCUUGAGCCCGGGACCUAUCAUUAUAGACAAAAUGUGAUAUUCCCCUCCUACGCCCCACCUGAUACGUCCCGAUCUGUGUUGCAUUAA